Angiostrongylus costaricensis is the source of this 1386-nucleotide messenger RNA. Lineage: Eukaryota; Metazoa; Nematoda; Chromadorea; Rhabditida; Metastrongylidae. The record is from the annotation of a GenBank genome assembly.
CUGGAAGAAGAAGAACGAGAAGAAAGAGACCAACCAGAGAGGGUAGCUCGUUCAAAUGAUACUCUUCUUGAGAAGAUUGAGAGGACAUCUGUUGGGAACGAGGAUAUUCUACGAAUCCUCGUUGCCAGUGAUAUACAUGUUGGAUAUGGUGAAAACAAAUCGAAUUUGUAUCUCGACUCUAUCAACAGUUUUGAAGAGGUGCUAAAAAUAGCUGUAGAAAAGAAGGUGGACAUGGUACUCCUAGGUGGCGAUUUAUUUCAUGAGAAUAACCCUUCCCGGGACAUGCAGCAUCGAGUCAUUCAACUUCUUCGUCAAUAUUGUUUGAGCGAUAACGAGGUCAAUCUGGAGUUCUUAUCUGACGCUUCCAUUAAUUUUGACCAUAGCCGCUUCGACCGAGUGAAUUAUGAGGAUGCUAACAUAAACGUUGGUCUGCCUAUUUUCACAAUUCAUGGGAAUCACGAUGAUACUGCUGGAAAGGGAUUAACGAUACUCGACGUUUUACACGAAGCUGGGUUAAUCAAUCUGUUCGGCAAAUUUUCUAAUAUCGAUCAAUUCGAUGUCAGCCCUAUUCUCCUGCGGAAGGGUUCAACUCGAGUGGCUCUCUUCGGAAUCGGUAGUCAAAGAGAUGAUCGCCUCUGUAGAGCGUUUGCAGGCCAUACUAUACGAUUCCUUCGUCCACGAGCAGGCUAUGACGACUGGUUCAAUAUCCUAGUACUCCACCAAAAUCGUCCAGUAAGGUCCACUCAUCGAUCAACUGGUGCCUAUCUUCCCGAACAAUAUAUUCCUACGUUUUUUGAUCUUGUGAUAUGGGGACAUGAACAUGAAUGCAAACCACAUUGCCAGUAUGUUGCAUCAUCUGAUGCUAAAGGCGAUGGGUUUUACGUUCUUCAACCGGGUUCGACAAUAGCUACAUCGUUAACGAAGGAGGAAGCUUUGCAGAAAAAUGUUUUUCUUAUUAAGGUAAAAGGACGAAAAUUUCAAUGUAAACCAAUUCCACUGCAGACUACUCGCCCAAUGAUUGUUGAUGAAGUUAUUCUUGACUGUCUACCGGAAGGUGUAAGGCUUCCUGCCAAUGGUUUGCGACCAUCAGGAGGCGGAUUUGUAUUAGACGAAAUGAUCAUUAACGACAAAAUUGAAGAGAUGAUACGUGAAGCAGAGAGUAAGCGAGGGCCACAGCAACCGAAACUUCCUCUCCUGCGGUUAAAGGUGAUAUACGCUGGACCGUGGGCUGGUUUGCAACCUAUCAAUGGCCGUAAAUUAGGCAUGAGGUUUGAGGACCGUGUUGCAAAUGCUGCAGAAGUAGUAGUGGUAAGGAAGGUUGGUGAUAUUUGGUUUUCUCUAAACAUCUUUUCGAUAUCGCAGAUGUCUACUGCUCGUAAUAUGUGA